AUGUCAAUAUACGAUUCUCAUCAGCUUAGUUCUUACAAUAGCGAUACUUUAAGUUGGGCUAAUGAAGUUGAAUUAAAUGAAUCAAACGAGUUAAACGAAUUAAAUGAAUCAAACGAGUUAAAUGAAUUAAAUACAUCUAAUAUAUUAGAAGAUGUACAUAACCUAGAUGCUGAAUCUGAUUCGAAUUCUCUUGACCAACCUCCGUUAAGUGGAGUUACUAUUACUAAUAGUUUAGAUAAAAGAGUUCGAAAAAAAAAGAAUUUUACUUAUUCCAAAAAACUGAAUUCAAGAGAAAAUAAGGAUAGUUUAAAAAAAGAAUGUAGUAAUGACUACAAAUUAUCAACUGGAACAGGCAAUUUAAAAGCUCACCUUCAUCAAAUUUACAAAAUUUUGCCUUCUGAAGAAAAUAAUCAGAAUCAAUCAGUUAAAAUAGCUUCAAACCAACUAUCAUUACAUGAUUUUAUAAAUAAAAAAACAUCCUUACCUACUUCAAAGCAAAAUAAAAUCACAAAUCAUGUUUUAGCCUAG
This is a messenger RNA of Dentiscutata erythropus, 528 nucleotides long. Lineage: Eukaryota; Fungi; Glomeromycota; Glomeromycetes; Diversisporales; Gigasporaceae. The record is from the annotation of a GenBank genome assembly.